GCGAUUCCCAAACUCAAAAUGGAUCGCCUCUCAACUGAACUCCUCUCCAUGAUCGCAGCGGAAGCUGCUGCGUCUGGACCACAAAUUGACAUCAACACAGUCUUCGAUGUCUGGGACUCUGAUGACACGUUGAAAAUUCCCCGAACGUUAUCACGAGAUAAUUCCCUUGCUCCAUUCGCCGCCGUUUCACACAAUUGGCAGCUCGCUUUUGAACCGUUCACUUUUCAUACCCUUGUCAUCUCGCCGAAGAGGCUGGUUGAGGCGGCACAGCACGGGUAUCUCACUCAUCGACGGCUGGGGUAUGUUCGCUUUAUCGCAGUUCUCAUCGCCUUUCCGCUUCCGCGGCCGUGGGAUACUCCCAUUGUAUUCUCCCCAGAACUAGAUAUAAGAAAGGACCUUUUCAGAGCCAGAGGUGAUACCGGAGAUGUCUCAUCCGAGGAUGAGGUCGAAGGAGUUGAAGAAGACGACGUUGAUGGCGACGGUGACUAUAUCACUAGCGUAAUCGACUUCCCCCAUCCAAGAGACAGAGGCUACGAUAGAGUAUUCGCCAAGAUCAUAAGAAUUCUCUUCAACACCCUCAAAUUGGCUCCUGUCCACGAGAAUCACCAACCAUACAUCGAUAUACGGCUCGGCUUCCCAGUCCCUCGGGAAUACGGACUGAGCCGCAUUUCCGCCCCUGAAGAGAUGGAAGCAAAUACCCUAGAAGGCCCUUGGCUUACAACUGUCUAUCUCAGUAUGAACCACGACGGUGAGGAGCUACCAGAAUUGCCGUCCAUAGCUUCAUGCAGUUUUGAACUUGUCUCGUGGAGUUUAUGCUUCGAACCUCACACGGCAUGCAUCAUUGGAAGCAAGAUGCCGUGUCUGAAGAAACUCAAACUUCAUCUUAGUGAUAGAGAGUUGAAAGAUCAAGGUCUCAGAAAUGAGCUGAGAAAUAAGCUCGCAAGUUCGCUGUCUAUCUUGCCACAGAGCAUCUACGACUUCGAUUUUCAUUAUUCAAGAGGUAUAUCACGGGAUCACUCGCACAUACCCACAAGUAUACUAGAUUCAGAAGAAAACUACGAUAACCUUAGCCAAGCGCUCUUCAACUUCUCGCAGCGCGAGAACACAACGCGAUUCUCGGCGAAGGGAAGUUUCGAACUGACUACAAUGGGUCCAUCAGAAGAAGUUCUGUCUGGCUGUCUCGGCUGGUCGAAACUCGAAUACUAUGAGAUCGGGUUUCUUGCGAUAACCCCCGCUGGAAAGUGGCUCGCGGUACCCUAUAAGGACGAUCCGAACACUGACAUUUUCAAAACCAAACGAUGGGGUGCACCGAGUGGGCGGUCGCGAGGUUAUUUCUCAAGUUUCGUCGUCAAUGAAUUCAGAGGUCCAAUUGAUCCAGACUAUGCACAUGAACUACUCUGCGCGGCAGGACAGGCAGCUUCUCACAUGCCCCGGCUACAACGAAUGGUUAUCAAUGUCGGUGUGAUCGGGGGCUACAGGGCCUCUUACAACAGCGCCAAAGUUGAGCCUUGCAUGAGAAUUGUUGGGAAGAAGCUGCAGCCGCCGAUGGAAGACAUGCUUCGAAUUUGGCGUCGCGUAGCGCAUGAGCAUGAUCACAAGUUCGUCCUUCGUUGGAAGGACACAGCCAGGAUAAAAACGAGAAUGGAAAAUUUCGAGUAA
Messenger RNA from Fusarium oxysporum Fo47, 1659 nucleotides. RefSeq lists its product as uncharacterized. The transcript is spliced from 2 exons. The record is from RefSeq and is a predicted model, not a curated record. NCBI's taxonomy places the organism in Eukaryota, Fungi, Ascomycota, Sordariomycetes, Hypocreales, Nectriaceae. The coding region runs from base 19 to 1659 and encodes 546 amino acids.